Messenger RNA from Colossoma macropomum (tambaqui), 5738 nucleotides. It is a transcript of the gene ube4b, whose product is annotated as ubiquitination factor E4B, UFD2 homolog (S. cerevisiae). Gene Ontology annotation, cellular component: cytoplasm; nucleus; ubiquitin ligase complex. Gene Ontology annotation, molecular function: ubiquitin-ubiquitin ligase activity. Gene Ontology annotation, biological process: protein polyubiquitination. The record is from RefSeq and is a predicted model, not a curated record. Bases 313 to 4497 code for a protein of 1394 amino acids. Lineage: Eukaryota; Metazoa; Chordata; Actinopteri; Characiformes; Serrasalmidae. The transcript is spliced from 29 exons.
UCACGUGACCACAGAGCCAAAAUGGCCGCGUUCGUGUUUUGACGAAUAAUACUUUUGUGUUUGUUUCAUUCUUUUAAAGAAAUCGAAUUGAAAUCGUCUUUACUGGGUGGGGAAGGGAAAAAACAAACGUCUAAUUAAUGUUUUAACUUAAGCAGCUUUAAACAGACAAUCACGCUUUAUUGUUAUUUUGUCGUAUUGUUUUAGACUAUGCACUUUCGGUGUUUAUAAGAGGCAGAGAGAGAGAGAGGAGGCUAGCUGGCUGGCUAGCGAAAUUAUUCAGCUAAAAAAAAGAAAAGAAUUAAAAGAAAAACGAUGGAAGAGCUGAGUGCUGACGAGAUUCGGAGAAGGCGAUUGGCCCGGUUAGCCGGAGGUCAGACGUCCCAGCCCACUACUCCUCUGAGCACCCCGCUGACGUCCCCACAGAGAGAGACCCCUCCAGGUCCACUGCCAGGGCCCUCGGGGGCCUCUCCGCAACCUUUGCCACCAGCACCAUCCCACACUUUGGGCCUUAAUGCCCAAAAUGUCACCCCUGCCACUUCUCCAAUGGGGCCUUCAGGGGUGGCUUACCGCAGCCAGAGCAGUGAGGGGGUCAGCUCUCUCUCCAGCUCCCCAUCCAACAGCCUUGAGACCCAGUCUCAGUCCCUGUCCCGCUCGCAGAGCAUGGACAUAGACACAGCAUCCUGCGAAAAGAGCAUGUCCCAGGUGGAUGUGGACUCAGGAAUUGAGAACAUGGAAGUAGAGGACAGUGACCGCAGGGAGAAGCGCAACCUGGCUGAAAAGGACUCCUCGUCUAACCCAGAUGUGUCUGAGGAGCAGGCUCUGCAGCUCAUCUGCAAGAUCCUUCGUGUCUCCUGGAAGGAGCAGGACCGUGAUGUCAUCUUUCUGCCUUCACUUGCUGCUGAGUUCCAACAAAACCCAAAAGAUGUCUAUUCUGACUUUAAAGACCUGAUUGGCCAGAUCCUGAUGGAAGUCCUCAUGAUGUCCACCCAGUCGCGUGACUGCAACCCCUUUGCCAGUUUGACCGCCACAUCACAGCCAAUCACUGCUGCCAAAUCUCCAGACCACCACCUGACGCUUGUCCCACCUUCCAGCCAGGGGAGCAGUCCCAUGAUGCCCUGCGGAGGCUCGUUUGGUGCCAGCUCUUUGUCCAGUUUAUAUGGAUGUAGUCCACAGUCUCAAACUCAAAACGUCAGGAUGAGCACUACGUUAAUACCUCCAGUAGCCCCACCUCCAGUAGCCCCACCUCCAGUAGCCCCACCUCCAGUAGCCCCACCUCCAGUAGCCUCUCCUCCAGCAGCCCCUCCUCCAGUAGCCCCUCCUGCAGCUGCCCCACCUGCAGCUGCCCCACGCCUCCCUUUCAGCUCCCCCUCUCCAACCCCCUCGGCUCCUCUGCCCAUCUCUCAGAGAUACAGGCCUUACUCGCUGAGCCCUUCUCAGUCUUCCUCUUUUCCCAUGAGCCUGAGUUCCAGGUCUGGCACUGCAGGGCCCUCAUCUGCCCUGACCACUUCUACUCAAAGCCCAGCUGUGCCGUCCAGCCCCCAGCCUGCUCAGCUCCCAUCCCCCAGACACCGUGCACGGCACACAGCUGUCCCGUUCCCUUUCUUGCCUGCCUCUCCUACCACUAUGGCCAGACGGACCGCCCUGGCUGCCCGGAUGCCUUCUAGCCCUUUCUCUCUCCUCUUCUUUGCCCUGUCUGACAUGUCUCAGGACAGCACUGAUGAUGAGCUGGAGGAAGACGAGGAGGAGGAGGAUUUUUCUGGGGUUCAGUUUGGGUCAAGCCUGGGUGCGUCUGGUGGGGGAAUGGCCUGUGACUCAGGCAGUGACCGCUUCACCAUUGAGGCGUGUAAAGAGACAGAGAUGCUGAACUACCUCAUCGAGCGCUUCGACAGCGUGGGCAUGGAGGAGAGAAAGGCUCCCAAGAUGUGCAGCCAGCCAGUGGUCAGUCAGCUGCUCAGCAACAUACGCUCCCAGUGUAUUUCCCAUGCUGCUCUUGUGCUUCAGGGUGCCCUCACUCAGCCCAGGGCUCCACUGCAGCCCUCCCUACUAGUCCCCUACAUGCUGUGCCGGAACCUUCCAUACGGCUUUAUCCAGGAGCUGGUGCGCAUGACUCACCAGGAGGAGGAGGUGUUUAAACAGAUUUUCGUCCCCAUUCUCCAAGGGCUCGGUUUAGCUGUGAAAGAAUGUUCCUUUGACAGUGACAACUUUAAGUACCCCCUGAUGGCUUUAGCCGAACUUUGUGAAAUCAAGUUUGGAAAGACACAUCCUAUGUGCAAUUUGAUCACGUCUCUGCCACUGUGGUGUCCUGAUCCUUUGAGUCCUGGAGCGGGCAGAGAGAUUCAGAGACUCUCUUUCCUUGGAGCCUUCUUCAGUCUUUCUGUCUUUGCGGAGGAUGAUACUAAGGUGGGAGACAAGUACUUCUCAGGCCCUGCCAUUACCAUGGAGAAUACGCGUGUGGUCAGUCAGUCCCUGCAGCACUAUCUGGAGUCUGCCAGGGGUGACCUGUUUAAAAUCCUCCACAACAUCUUACUGAAUGGAGAAACGAGGGAGGCUGCGCUAAGCUACAUGGCAGCUCUGGUGAAUCGUAAUGUGAAGAAGGCCCAGAUGCAGACGGAUGAUAAGCUAGUGUCCACAGAUGGCUUCAUGAUGAACUUCCUGUGGGUGCUGCAGCAGCUAAGUAUGAAGAUUAAACUUGAGACAGUGGACCCCCUCUACAUUUUCCAUCCCAAGUGUCGGUUGAAUGUGAGCCUUGAGGAGACCCGGCUCAAAGCCACCAUGGAGGAGCUGAAGAGCUGGCUAGCAGACCUGCAUGAAGACCCGACCAAGUUUUCUGAGCCCAAGUUCCCUACAGAAUGUUUCUUUCUAACGCUACACACACAUCACCUGUCCAUCUUGCCUGGGUGCCGGCGUUACAUCCGCAGACUAAGAGCCAUCAGAGAUCUAAACAGGACUGUGGAGGAGCUGAAAAACAGUGAGAGCCAGUGGAAAGACUCACCCUUGGCUAGUCGUCACAGGGAGAUGCUGAAGAGAUGCAAAACCCAGCUUAAGAAACUGGUGCGCUCUAAGGCUUGCGCUGACGCUGGCCUGCUGGAUGAGAACCUGCUGCGCAGAUGUCUCCAGUUCUAUAGUAUGGUCAUUCAGCUCAUCCUGCGCACGGUGGACCCUAUCUACCCAAAUGUCAGCCUCCCCCUGAGUCCUGAGGUUCCCAAGAGCUUCGCCGCACUGCCCGAGUUUUACAUUGAGGAUGUUGCAGAGUUCCUGCUUUUCAUUGUGCAGUAUUCUCCUCAGGUUCUGUAUGAGCCCUGCACUCAGGACAUUGUGACCUUCCUGGUCGUGUUCAUCUGCAGUCAGAACUACAUCAGGAAUCCCUACCUGAUUGCUAAGCUGGUGGAAGUGUUGUUUGUUACUAACCCAGCAGUUCAGCCCCGCACCCAACGCUUCUUUGAGAUGAUUGAGAACCACCCUCUGUCUGUCAACCAGCUGGUCCCUGCUCUCAUGAAGUUCUACACAGAUGUGGAGCACACUGGAGCCACUAGUGAGUUUUAUGACAAGUUCACCAUCCGCUACCACAUCAGCACCAUCUUUAAGAGCCUUUGGCAAAAUAUUGGCCAUCAUGGCACCUUCCUUGAAGAGUUCAACUCUGGGAAGCAGUUUGUUCGCUACAUAAACAUGUUGAUCAAUGACACGACAUUCCUGCUGGAUGAGAGCUUGGAGUCACUGAAGCGCAUUCAUGAGAUCCAGGAGGAGAUGAAGAACAAAGAGCAGUGGGACCAGCUGCCCAGGGAACAGCAGCAGAGCCGCCAAUCCCAGCUGACUCAGGACGAGAGGGUAUCACGCUCCUACCUGGCCUUAGCCACAGAGACUGUAGACAUGUUCCAUAUUCUCACCAAGCAAGUUCAGAAGCCUUUCCUCCGGCCUGAGCUUGGCCCGCGUCUGGCUGCUAUGCUGAACUACAACCUUCAGCAGCUGUGUGGGCCUAAGUGUCGGGACUUGAAGGUGGAGAACCCAGAGAAAUACGGUUUUGAGCCCAAGAAGCUGUUGGACCAGCUCACUGAUAUCUACCUUCAGCUGGAUUGUGCUCGCUUUGCUAAAGCCAUUGCAGAUGAUCAGAGAUCAUAUAGUAGAGAACUCUUUGAAGAAGUCAUCUCCAAAAUGAGAAAGGCAGGCAUCAAGUCUACAAUUGCAAUUGAGAAGUUCAAGCUGCUGUUAGAAAAGGUGGAGGAGAUUGUGGCUCGCAACUCUCAGUCUGAGAUGGACUACAGUGAUGCUCCGGAUGAGUUUAAAGACCCUCUGAUGGACACUCUCAUGACUGACCCUGUGCAGUUGCCUUCUGGAAACAUAAUGGACCGAGCUAUCAUCCUACGCCACCUCCUCAACUCGCCCACCGACCCCUUCAACAGACAGCCUCUCACUGAAAGCAUGCUGGAGUCAGUUCCAGAACUGAAGGAGCGUAUCCAUGCUUGGAUGAGGGAGAAACAAGGAGGACGCUUUUGUCAGUGAGCCACGCUUGCCGCCAGUUUAGGGAUGGUUCCACUGCUCCACAGUUCAACAUGGAGCAGACUGAAGGGAAUAAAGCAAAGAAGAAAAAAAACUGUCAUGAAACCUAAUUUGAUUUUUCUCCCUUAUCCUUUUUUUUUUCUCGGGCCGUCAACUUAAAGGCUCUUGGUUCUAAAUUGAAGCAUAAUAAUAAAGUUUAGACUUUUAAAAGGUUUUGCUUAUGACUUUGUAUAUAUGACAGAUAUUUAAUUGAGUGAUUGAAUAGCAAUGUGUAGAGAGACUAGGUUUCACAGCCUAGAACUAUCAGCAGAGAAAAUUGGAUAUAUUCAAAUAUUACUACAAAAAUCAAAUUGGUCCACAUUCUUUCUUUUUUUUAAGGUGUUGCAUUUGACUUUGAGGAUUAAUUUUGAUGGUUUUGUGUUAAAGGAGAAUGUUAAGGACGGAGGACAGGAAACCAUGUCAUGCUCUUCUGAAUUACAUUGUUAAUCUGCAACCUUAGAAUUUGAGUGCUUGGGCUAAAACACAUCACUAAUUAUUGGUCACAGACUUUGUUUACAAGCCCUGGUCUCAAAUGUGCCCUCUACCAAUAAAAAUGGGUUAAGAAUUGAGGGGAUACUUGCUUGAAAUUAACACACUAGAUUGUCUAGUAAAAAAUACAAAUGUAGGUGUUUAUUGGAUGGAAAAAAGGCAGUGAAGUUGAUGAUGCAAUCUGUAUUGAAAAUAUCCUUUUCCUUGCUGUUCACUUUGAAUGGUCUUGUAUGUAUGGCCAUCAGCAUAAGGCCACCCAAGCACCUCAUUUAACAUUUCCAUAGUGUUAAAGCUAAAUCCUGAGCUCAGAAGAGAGUAUGUGAAUCAGUGCUCAUAGCAUGAUCGUCAUGAGGACAGUGCCACUGCACCAAAUGUAUUUUCUUUAAUACAUUCACGGUUUUAUACAUAGAAAAGGUUCAUCAAAUCCUGCUGUUCGUAUUAACCCUGGCUGUUGGACGUUCACCGUGAAUUAUGAAUGAGUCAUUUUCCUGUGACAGAGUUUUAACUUGACAGGAAUUUGCUUCCUUUGCUACAAACUUUUUUUGAACCGAGGACUUCAAACUGUAAUAAAUGGUAAUGCACACACACAAACAGCUGUUGUAAUUGCUUUUGUAUGCAACUAGUUUUAGUGGGCUUAUCAAGACUAGAUGAAUAAUGUACAGUCUGCUUCUUAUGACCAACAUUUUGGAAUAUAAUUAAAGGGGAAAUACACUAUU